Messenger RNA from Rubroshorea leprosula, 758 nucleotides. NCBI's taxonomy places the organism in Eukaryota, Viridiplantae, Streptophyta, Magnoliopsida, Malvales, Dipterocarpaceae. The record is from the annotation of a GenBank genome assembly.
AAACGCAAAAUUGGAUAGGUACCCCUUUCUCCCCACCAAAAUUAACUUAAUUCCAUUCUUAACUUUGCGGUCAGGCAUUAUUAGUGACAGAGCCCACAGAUUGAUCCCAUCUUCCUUUUCAAUUUAAGGCGCUACCCAUAUUCUCAUCCCUCACUGUUCUCUACCCUCUUCUCUUCCCUUGAGAUCUCACUGAUAUGGGUGCUGACAGAAAGGUACUUACUUUGGCUCAGGUCUCCGAGCAUAAUACCCCCAAGGACUGCUGGCUUAUCAUUAAUGGCAAGGUUUAUGAUGUGACAAAUUUCAUGGAAGACCAUCCUGGUGGUGAUGAAGUUUUAUUGUCAGCGACAGGGAAGGAUGCAACUGAUGAUUUUGAGGAUGUUGGUCAUAGUACUAGUGCCAGAGAAAUGAUGGACAAGUACUACGUUGGAGAGAUCGAUGUGUCCACCAUCCCCAAGAAGAAAGCAUAUACACCUCCAAAACAGCCACAUUACAAUCAGGACAAAACAUCUGAAUUCAUCAUCAAGCUUCUCCAAUUCCUAGUUCCCCUUGCUAUCUUAGGUCUUGCUGUUGGCAUCCGCAUUUACACCAAAUCAUCUUAAGAUUCUAUCUUGUGAUUUUAUAAUGGAGAACAAUGUGCUUCUUUCAUGCUAGGUGAACACUGGUUAUCAGUUGACUCUCAUCUCUCUUUGUUAUUGUUUUGUGACCGGUAGUGUAAUGGAAGUUGUGCUUUUCCCCUCUCCCCACAUUUGUUGUGAUAA